UUCAAGUCCGGAGAUUCUGAAGAAGCUAUAUAUGAAAAAUCUUUAGCCCUUAUAGACGGGGAAGUUGAAGCUUGGAGAAAAAAAGCUGAAGAAGCUCAUGUCCAUCAAUUUGUGCUCCACAACAGACUUCGAGAAGAGAUAGUUCAUCUAAGAUCUCAAAUGGCCUCCAAGGAUAAAGUAAUCAAGCAUCUGAUGAAAGAAAUAAGAAAGAUAACGGAAGAGAAUACACUUUACGAACAAUGCUUGAAGCGGAUUAGCAACUUGCCCAAUCUAAGUGCUUUUUUGCGCAAAACAUUUCCAACGUUAAUAAGAAAUAUAGCUGAACCCUCUUCAACCAUUCCAGAUGCUGGCAACUUUUCCAACAUAGUGGACGAUAAGUCAGACUCUGUUUUUGCAGAGAAUAAAAUUUCUUUAUCAAAAAUAGUAAAAGAAUCCUCUAGUCGACAUAAUUCUAUUACUUUUGACAAUGAUCAUACAGUAAACAUGGCUAUCUCGGGAUCUGAUGUUAUUGCUUCAAGUAUUAUUGCAUCAUCUCGCGAAGAGGAAAUAGCAGUAUCGCAAAAAUUAUUUGAAUACAAGUAA
Molecule: messenger RNA, 582 nt
Organism: Protopolystoma xenopodis
Lineage: Eukaryota; Metazoa; Platyhelminthes; Monogenea; Polystomatidea; Polystomatidae
Source: the annotation of a GenBank genome assembly